Messenger RNA from Aspergillus ochraceoroseus IBT 24754, 1665 nucleotides. RefSeq lists its product as uncharacterized. Gene Ontology annotation, biological process: transmembrane transport. The record is from RefSeq and is a predicted model, not a curated record. Gene Ontology annotation, molecular function: transmembrane transporter activity. The coding region runs from base 62 to 1459 and encodes 465 amino acids. The transcript is spliced from 2 exons. Gene Ontology annotation, cellular component: fungal-type vacuole membrane. NCBI's taxonomy places the organism in Eukaryota, Fungi, Ascomycota, Eurotiomycetes, Eurotiales, Aspergillaceae.
UCUCUACCCUCUGUGAGGAAUAGAAAAUCCCCAAGAAAUAACGAGGGAUUGAUAUUUGUUCAUGAUGGCAUCCAAUGCUGCAGUUGAACUGGCGAACAACAAUGUUGCCGCUGAACCCGAAGCUUCACCCCAGGAUGCAGAGGAGCAAAACCCAACUCCCACUUGGCACUCUAUCAUUAUCGUCAUUGCGGGCUUCAUGGUAAUGUUCACAACCAAUGCCUUCAUCUUUGCCUAUGGUGUGUACCAGUCGCUCUACGAAGAGAUGGCCGCGCAGGAAGGCAACCCGUUCUCGGGGAAGUCUACUGCGUUAAUCAACCUAGUCGGAAUUUUAGCUAUCGCGUUGAUGUCCAUGGGCGGUCCCUUCGCUAUGCUCUGGUCCAAGCUCUAUUCGCCCCAGGCCGUCAUCAUCGCCGGAGGCUGGGUCUUCGGGAUUGCAUACAUCCUGUCCAGCUUUGGUAAACAGCUAUGGCAUUUCGCUCUCACCCAGGGCGUUCUUCUUGGAAUUGGGACCUGCCUGGCCUAUGUGCCGACCAUGUCCGUUGCUCCGACCUGGUUCGAUCAGCGUCGCGGCCUCGCGAUGGGCGUGAUUAUUUCCGGGUCCGCCGUGGGGGGGAUGAUCUGGCCGCCUGCCUUGCGUGCAAUGAUUACGCAUCUGGGGUUUCGAAACGCCCUGAGAAUCUCCGGGUGUAUAUCCCUGACGUGUGUGUCCGCCGCCGGGUGCUAUCUCCGCUGGGAGCCCAAGUUUGCCGAACAAGUUCGACUGCAGACCCAGGGUCUCCGCCGUAGAAGCGGGUGGAUAAAGGCACCUAUGGUUAACUAUCGUGUGGCUUGCUCAAAGCGGUUCGUGGCCCAGGCACUGGGCUGUUUCCUGCAGUCCGCGGGAUACUCGACCCCGCUGUUUUUCUAUGCAGCCUACGCGAGCACGCUCGGGUAUAAUCCUACGACGGCCGCAAACUUCAUCACCCUGAGCAACGCCUCGAACUUUGUCUCUCGCAUUGUGAUCGGGUACACUGCGGAUCGGUACGGACGUAUCAAUGCCCUAGUCGGGACAACGCUACUAAGCGCCGUCGCUGUCUUUGCCUUCUGGAUUCCAUCGAUGUUCCAUACGGUGGAUGUAUCCAAAUCCAGUGCGGACGGGCUGUUUAUCGUGUUCACCAUUCUCUAUGGCGCCUUUGCGAGCGCUUAUAUCUCGCUUUUCCCGGCAUCCCUGAUCGAGCUCUUUGGCGUGCAGCACUUCACUAGCGUCAACGGUGCUCUGUAUUUGAUCCGUGGUAUGGGCGCUCUCAUUGGGACCCCGUUGACGGGGAUGCUGAUCCCCAACUCUGGCGCCCUGACGUCGUCGUAUAUCUAUGAGCGGGCGGGAAUUGUAACUGGCGUGCUGUUGGCCGCCGCAACGUUGGCGUGUUUGUGGGUGAGAAUGGAGGCAGUGAUAGGCUCUCCGCGGAAAUGGAAGGUUUAACAUUGGCCCUUUGAUAUACAUAUAUAUCUCUCGAGUCGACUGUAUAUAUAUAUAAAUGUUCAGUAUGAAUGUUCAGUAUAAAGAGUAUAGUUGGUGCCUGAAACCGGGGGCUGCCAGAUUCCCUGUUUGGGUCAGCCAAAACCUGCGCACAAGAGAAGAGAAAAAAAAACCCAGGUAGGAAUUCUAAUCAAAUCAAGAAAAUUAAC